Macrosiphum euphorbiae (potato aphid) is the source of this 1905-nucleotide messenger RNA. NCBI's taxonomy places the organism in Eukaryota, Metazoa, Arthropoda, Insecta, Hemiptera, Aphididae. The record is from the annotation of a GenBank genome assembly.
AUGCCCUGGCCAGGAAUAGAAAAGUUUUUUGUUUGUAAAGGCAGUAAAGGAAAUAAUUUGCUAGUACAUUGUGUAUUAUGCAAACCUUCAACUAAAUUACAUAGUGUAUCAAAAACCACACCAUCAAACCUUAAACGACACAUAAAGAGAGUCCAUCAAUACAAAAACAAUGAUUUUGAAAAUGCUUUAAAUGAUGGUAAACAAAAUGUUGUUAUUAAAAAACAGUGUUUUGGUUUGGAAACUGAUCAAACCACAAAACCCUUGCAUCAGUUAACGCUAGAACGUUGUGGAUCUGGUAAAGAAAGUGUAACUCAGCACAAAUUAAAUGAUUUGUUAUUGAAAUUCAUUGUGAGUAAUACUCAACCACUGAGUGUGGUUGAUAAACCAUCAUUUGUAAAUCUGGUUAGACUAGGUUUACCAAAAGAUAUAAAGGUUAUGUCCAGUAAAAAUUUAAAAUUACAAAUUGAAAAACUUUAUUUAUCCAUGGUAGACAAUAUAACUGAUACAUUAUCAUCAGUUUUGUAUGUAUCUACAACAGCUGAUUGUUGGACAAAAGGAAAAAAGAGCUAUAUCGGGGUCACAUGCCACUGGAUAAACUCCAAAAGUUUUAAAAGGGAAUCUGUAUCAUUAGCAUGCUGUCGUAUCAAAGGUCACCAUACUUAUGAUGUUAUUGCUAAGGCAUUAUAUAAAAUCCAUACAACAUAUAAAAUUCAAAACAAAAUUGUUUCAACAACCACUGACAAUGGUUCAAACUUUGUCAAAGCAUUUAAUACUUAUUCUAAAACCAAUGAUUCAGAUUCUGAUGAAUCGGACAAUGAAAAUGAGAAUGUUGACUUAUUUGAUAUAUUAAAUUCAACAUCUACCUUAGAACAAGAAUCUGACACAUUUAUUCAGCUACCUCCUCACUAUAGAUGUGCAAGCCACACAUUGGACCUUAUCGCCAAAUCAGAUGUUGAAAAGAUGAUAAUUACAAAUUCUGAUUUUAAAAAGUUUUAUAGAAAAAUGCUUGGAAAAUGUUCAGCAAUGUGGUCUAAGCAAAAUAUGUCUCCUUUAGUAGCUGAAAAAAUACAUGAUACUUCAGGAGUUUAUUUUAAAACACCAAAUAAGACUAGGUGGAACUGCAUGUAUGAUGCUUUACUACAAUUAAAAAAAAUAUUAAAUGCACAAAAUGGAUUAGACAAGAUCAAUCAGGUAUUGGACUAUUGUGAAAUACAACGGUUCACACUGCAAGAAAUUCAACUAAUGAAUGAGUAUUGUGAUGUUAUGUCACCAUUAGCUGAUACCUUAGACUUUUUACAAGGGGAAGAAAGUAUGUACAUGGGCUUCUUACUGCCAAGUCUUUAUGCAUUGGAAAAAAAAUUAAAAGCGAUUGAAAACGAAAAGUUGGUUUAUUGUAAACCUCUAUUACAAACAAUCAUCGAAUCAAUUAAAAAAAGAUUCGAACCAAUUUGGAAGAAAAACGAAUUAAUAUUAGCAUCAUGUUUAAUACCAAGGUUCAAACUUAUUUGGCGUGAUAGAUAUAAUCAGUGUUUAGCUGAGGGAAAUUUGAAAACUUUGUUCUACAGUACAGAAACCGAUGAAAAUGAUACCAAUGAUACUACCGACGAACAAUUUGAUAAAGCUCAAAAUUUUUUUUGUCUUCCAUUGAAUAAUCAACCAAAAAGUUCCUCUGCAGAUGAGUUAAAAAUGUACCUGAAAAGUCCAUUGACAGAGAUAACUAUGUUAUUAUCUUAUCCAGAAGUAAUGAAAGUUUUUUUGGAGUACAAUACACCAAUGCCCUCAAGUGCUCCUGUUGAGAGAUUGUUUUCUACUGGAUCCAAUAUAAUGACUGUUAAGCGUUACAGAUUAGGUGAUGAACUAUUUGAGAAAUUAGUUCUUCUAAAACAGAACAAAGUUACUAUUUAG